AUGCUCAACACCGACGCUCCCAACUCGACCUUCAUCUGCGGUUCUCAAGGUUCUGGUAAGAGCUACACUCUCAGCUGCAUGCUCGAGAACCUUUUGCUGCAAAAUGCUGAAACCGGACGUGUCCAACAUCCUGUCUCUGGUGUUGUCUUCCACUAUGAUCUUGACUGUGCCUCCUCUAUCGCGGAAGUGGCACAUCUAUGCUCGAAGGGCAUUCAGGUCAAUGUUCUGGUCUCGCAAAGCAACGAGAGGGCAUUGAGACAAGCGUACGAAAGGAUCGGAGAACGACACGGAAAUCUGACCGUGCAACCACUCUUACUGAGAUCGGCGGAUCUGAGUAUCGAGCGCAUGAACAAACUCAUGGCUCUCGCAGAAAAAGAAGGCCCCGCGCCUCUAUACAUGGAAGUUGUCCAACGCAUCCUUCGCCAAAUGGCCAUUCAAGGAAUUUCUGAAUUCGACUACAAACAUUUCCGCAAACUCCUCGCAGCAGAAACGCUCACGCGAGACCAAACCGGUCCCAUGAAUCUUCGUUUCGGCCUCUUAGAGAGUUUCAUGCAUCCCGACGACAUCCCAAACCCAACCCUCCCAAAGAAAAAGUCUCCAAAGAACCCCCCCUCCACAAACCUCUUCAACCUAACCCCCUCCUCCCUAACAAUCCUCGACCUAAGCGACCCCUUCCUCGACCCCUCGACCGUCUGCAUCCUCUUCGACAUCUGUCUCAGCCUGAUCAAAUCCCACCGCCCACCCACCGGCCUCGUCCUCGCUCUCGACGAAGCCCACAAAUUCUUAACCAAAAGCUCCACCGCAGCCACAAAUUUCACCGAACGUCUCUGCACCACGAUCCGCGAACAACGCCACAACGCCACACGCGUCAUCAUCGCGACCCAAGAACCUACCCUCGACCCCAAAAUUUUGGAUUUGUGUUCCACGAGUAUCGUGCAUCGAUUCACUUCUCCGGCGUGGUUUGACGCGAUCAAGGGACAUUUGGCUGGGGGUGCUUUGGGUGGGGAGAGGGGUGGGUGUUGUGGUAGUAUGUUUUCACGGAUUGUGGAGUUGAAUGUUGGGGAGAGUUUGGUUUUUUGUCCGGGGGCUUUUGUUAGGAGGGAUGGGGAGAAAUUGGGGGGUGGGGUUUUGAAGAUGAGGACGAGAGGGAGGUUGGGUGAGGAUGGGGGGAUGAGUUUGUUGGCUAGUAGUGGGUUUGGGGGAGUUUGA
Pseudocercospora fijiensis CIRAD86 is the source of this 1209-nucleotide messenger RNA. RefSeq lists its product as uncharacterized. The transcript has a single exon. Gene Ontology annotation, molecular function: ATP hydrolysis activity. Bases 1 to 1209 code for a protein of 402 amino acids. Lineage: Eukaryota; Fungi; Ascomycota; Dothideomycetes; Mycosphaerellales; Mycosphaerellaceae. The record is from RefSeq and is a predicted model, not a curated record.